ACCUAUUUAUCCACGUCCCCCUGCGCGCACCCACCCCACUAUCGAGAGGAGACAGGGGAGGGGGCCAGCAGCCACGCACGCGCGCGCAGGCAUGGGCGUCCUGCGGAGCACGCAGAGCCUGCAGGCCGAGGUGGAUGAGCUGCGCGCCUCGCUGCUAGUCGACGGCCACGGGGCCAGGGCGGCGGCCGGGUGGCGCCGCUCGGCGGGCGACGCGGGCGCCAAGCGCGCGCCAGGAGGCGAGGCCGCGGCGCGCACCGUGUGCGUCACCGGCGGCAUCUCGUUCGUCGGGUUCGCCGUCGUCGACCGCCUCCUCCGGCACGGCUACACCGUCCGCCUCGCGCUCGAGACGCAAGAGGAUAUGGACAAGCUGAGGGAGAUGGAGAUGUUCGGCGAGGACGGCAGGGACGGGGUGUGGACGGUGAUGGCCAACGUGAUGGACUCCGAGAGCCUGCACCGGGCGUUCGACGGCUGCGCCGGCGUGUUCCACACCUCUGCCUUCGUGGAUCCAGGGGGCAUGUCCGGCUACACGAAACAUAUGGCUAGCUUAGAAGCCCAAGCAGCAGAGCGGGUGAUUGAGGCAUGCGUGAGGACAGAGUCCGUCAGGAAGUGCGUCUUCACAUCUUCCUUGCUAGCAUGUGUUUGGAGGCAGAACUACCCCCAUGACCGAUGGUUUCCUACCAUCAUCGAUGAGAACUGCUGGAGCGAUGAGAGCUUCUGCCGCGAUAAUAAGCUGUGGUUUGCACUCGGCAAGACGGCAGCAGAGAAGGCAGCCUGGAGGGCAGCCCGGGGACGGGACCUGAAGCUGGUCACCAUCUGCCCCGCACUCGUCACCGGACCUGGAUUCCGCCGCCGCAACUCCACCGCGUCCAUCGCGUACCUCAAAGGCGCUCGUGCCAUGCUCGCUGACGGUCUGCUCGCGACGGCGAACGUGGAGACCGUGGCCGAGGCGCACGUCCGCGCGUACGAGGCGAUGGGCGACAACACCGCCGGCGGGAGGUACAUCUGCUACGACCACGUGGUCCAGCGGCCCGAGGAGUUCGCCGAGCUGGAGCGCCAGCUGGGGCUGCCAGGCAGGGCGUCGGCGGCCGUGCAGGGCUCCGACGACCGGCCGGCGAUGUUCGAGCUCUGCAAGCGGAAGCUGGCCAGGCUCAUGUCCUCCAGGAGGAGGUGCACGUACGACACUUACUACUCCGUCGCGUUUGACUAGGUAGCUAGCUCAGGUCCUGCAGGGCUAACCGCUGAUGCAUCUGAAGGUACGGAUGACACCGCUGGUACUGCUGACGAGCGAUGAUCGCAGCAAGGGUUGACUGCACCGAUCUGCACACAGCGGUCCGUUCUACUUGAUGCGGUGAAAAGUGGAAACCGGAAGGGAAGCAAUAGCUAGCGGAGCCCCUUCCUCUUGACUGUCCUCGUGGAUGGGAAGGAGCAGAGCCCAGGAGUGUGUGCUAUGAUGUGCUGAGCCUUAUUGCAGUCUUGUACAGAGUUUUGAUGCAAUAAUAAAGGUGAAUUUUGAUGCAACAA
Molecule: messenger RNA, 1521 nt
Organism: Phragmites australis (common reed)
Lineage: Eukaryota; Viridiplantae; Streptophyta; Magnoliopsida; Poales; Poaceae
Product: cinnamoyl-CoA reductase-like SNL6
Exons: 5
Coding region: 92-1207 (371 amino acids)
Biological process (GO): steroid biosynthetic process
Molecular function (GO): 3-beta-hydroxy-Delta5-steroid dehydrogenase (NAD+) activity
Source: RefSeq, a predicted model, not a curated record